AUGGUCAAGAUAGCCAGGCUCGGUGGGAUGGAAGCAAUCCUCAAGGCUAUGGAGCUGCACCCAGGCAGCAAGGAGGUGCAACAGCACGGCUGCGGGGCACUGCUGAACCUCGCCGUCAAUGCCGACAACAUGGUCAAGAUAGCGAGGCUCGGUGGGAUGGAAGCAAUCCUCAAGGCUAUGGAGCUGCACCCAGGCAGCAAGGAGGUGCAAGAGCAGGGCUGCUGGGCACUACUGAACCUCGCCUUCAAUGCCGACAACAUGGUCAAGAUAGCGAGGCUCGCGAGGCUCGGUGGGAUGGAAGCAAUCCUCAAGGCUAUGGAGCUGCACCCAGGCAGCAAGGAGGUGCAAGAGCAGGGCUGCUGGGCACUGGGGAACCUUGCCCUCAAUGCCGACAACAAGGUCAAGAUAGCGAGGCUCGGUGGGAUGGAAGCAAUCCUCAAGGCUAUGGAGCUGCACCCAGGCAGCAAGGAGGUGCAAGAGCAGGGCUGCUGGGCACUACUGAACCUCGCCUUCAAUGACGACAACAUGGUCAAGAUAGCGAGGCUCGGUGGGAUGGAAGCAAUCCUCAAGGCUAUGGAGCUGCACCCAGGCAGCAAGGAGGUGCAAGAGCAGGGCUGCGGGGCACUACUGAACCUCGCUGGCAAUGCCGACAACAUGGUCAAGAUAGCGAGGCUCGGUGGGAUGGAAGCAAUCCUCAAGGCUAUGGAGCUGCACCCAGGCAGCAAGGAGAUGCAAGAGCAGGGCUGCGGGGCACUGCUGAAGCUCGCUGGCAAUGACGACAACAUGGUCAAGAUAGCGAGGCUCGGUGGGAUGGAAGCAAUCCUCAAGGCUAUGGAGCUGCACCCAGGCAGCAAGGAGGUGCAAGAGCAGGGCUGCGGGGCACUACUGAACCUCGCCGUCAAUGCCGACAACAUGGUCAAGAUAGCGAGGCUCGGUGGGAUGGAAGCAAUCCUCAAGGCUAUGGAGCUGCACCCAGGCAGCAAGGAGGUGCAAGAGCAGGGCUGCUGGGCACUAACUGAAGCUCGCCGUCAAUGACGACAACAAGGUCAAGAUAGCGAGGCUCGGUGGGAUGGAAGCAAUCCUCAAGGCUAUGGAGCUGCACCCAGGCAGCAAGGAGGUGCACUUGGGAGCCUCGGUGAUUUGUGGUGUGAAUCGUUGGUGGUAAGAUUUUAGAAUCAGGUAGCUCAGUCGGUAACCCUGAGGCUAUUCUUCCUACAUGCUGAUUGCCAGCUCGUUUAUACCUCACCAGAGCCGCUAUGUCAUUGAUCCCACAGACCCUUCCAGCACUGAGGUUAAUUUACCUCAUAUACGUGUCUUGAAUUGCC
Guillardia theta CCMP2712 is the source of this 1325-nucleotide messenger RNA. RefSeq lists its product as hypothetical. The transcript is spliced from 2 exons. Lineage: Eukaryota; Cryptophyceae; Pyrenomonadales; Geminigeraceae. The record is from RefSeq and is a predicted model, not a curated record. Bases 1 to 1035 code for a protein of 344 amino acids. Gene Ontology annotation, molecular function: protein binding.